CUGUGAUGUCAUUCUGAGGUCACAAAGGUGAUCAGAUGGAGUGAGUUCCAGUCCAGAUGGCCUCAGGUGUCUGUGCAGCAAGAUGAGGGUGGUUUGGAGCCCUGCAUAAGAGGAAGGAGGGGCCACAGCUGAUUGCUGUGUCCCCACAGACUGAACCUUCUGCUGCCCACCAUGGCUAAAAGUGGAGAGGCUCUGCCACAGGGGACCCCAGCGCCAGUCCAGGAUCCCCACCUCAUUAAGGUGACAGUGAAGACGCCCAAGGACAAGGAAGAUUUUUCAGUUAUGGACACAUGCACCAUUCAGCAGCUGAAGGAAGAGAUAUCUCAGCGCUUUAAGGCCCACCCCGAUCAGCUGGUCCUAAUCUUUGCAGGCAAAAUCCUCAAGGACCCUGACUCGCUGGCACAGUGUGGAGUAGGAGAUGGCCUCAGUGUUCACCUGGUCAUCAAGAUGCAGCGCCACUCCAUAGGUACCAAGUGCCCAGCUGCUUCAGUCCCUACCCCAGGUCCAAGUCCUGGAUCACUCCCCCAGCCAAGCUCCAUUUAUGCAGCAGAUGAGCCUCCCACCUUCAGCUUAGGUGUCCUCAGUGGGUUGGACCUGAUGCCUGGUAGCUUUCCUGACCAGCCAAGUUCACUGAUAUGGCAGCAUGUAUCACUGCCUGAAUUUUUGGCUCAGCUUAUUGAUGACUCCUUCAUCCAGGGUCUGCUGUCCAACACGGGGCUGGUAUGCCAGCGGGUUCUUGACAAUCCUCACAUCCAGCAGCUGAUCCAGCAUAACCCUGAGAUUGGACAUAUUCUAAACAACCCUGAAAUCAUGCGACAGACCCUGGAGUUUCUCCAUAACCCUGCCACGAUGCAAGAGAUGAUGCGUAGCCAGGAUCGGGCUCUCAGUAACCUCGAGAGCAUCCCUGGUGGCUACAAUGUGCUUCGCAACAUGUACACAGAUAUUAUGGACCCAAUGCUUAAUGCAGUUCAGGAGCAGUUUGGUGGCAAUCCUUUUGCCACUACCACUACUACUAAUAUCAGUAGCAGCAGCCAACCUUCAAGGACAGAGAAUUGUGACCCACUUCCCAACCCCUGGACUUCCACAUAUGCAGGCUCAGGUGGCAGACAAGGAAGGCAACCUGGAGGCCAAGAUACAUCUGAAAUUAGAAAUAGAGUUCCAAAUUUUCUGGGUAACAUAGGGCUCUAUCAUUACCUGCAGCAAUUACAUGAGACACCCCAGUUCCUGGGGACCUAUCUUCAGGGGACUGCAUCUACUCACAGCCCAAACCAGGAACCACCAUCAUCAGGAAACCGAGUUCCCUCAACUUCAUCCUCAUCCCAGGAGCCUAGGUCAGGCCAGCCUCUCCCCAAGGAGUCAGUAGCAAUCAAGGGAAAUUCUUUUUGUCCAGCUUUCCUGAAAUACCAAUCAGGGAGCAGUACUGGGCAAGAUGGAGGUCAAAAUGCUGCAGGGAAGAGCUCUACUGGCCAUAGCCCUAGCAUGCCUGAUCUUGUGUCUGGGCUAGGCAAUUCUGCCAACAUGGCUCCGUUUGUUCCUUCAUCACCUUCUCCUAUGAGUGUCCCUCCUGGAGUCCCUCACUCUCCCUGGCUUCCACCACCAGGUCAUCCAAGAUCUCUGAGACCAGCUGGUAUAAAUCAGGCUCCCCAGUUGCAGGAUGAGAUGCAUCAACAACUAUCACUACCGAUGAACCUUCAAGCAGCCAUGGGAAACCCCCGUAUCAUGCAAGCCCUGCUGCAGAUUGAACAGGGCCUGCAGACCCUGGCUACUGAAGAACCUCACCUACUCUGCUUCAUGCCUACCCUAGCAAGGGUGGGUGGUGUGGAAGGAGGUACACAGAUUAGAGAAGGUGUCUUUAUGUCCGAGCAUCCCCAGCCAACUCCAGCUCUUCAGAUUUCCACUGUACAGGCCUCUACAGAGUCAAAUUUCCAUUCUACUCCCUUCCUCCAGAUGUUGCAUGCCAUGGCUGGUACCAAUCCCCAGCUACAGCCUGAGGCUCACUUCCGGGUCCAACUGGAGCAACUCAGGGCCAUGGGCUUUCAGAAUCCUGAAGCCAAUCUUCAGGCCCUCAUUGCCACAGGGGGUGAUGUAGAUGCUGCUGUGGAGAAGCUGAAGCAGUAACAGGAGUGCUAGUUUACAGACCUUAUCUGUGGCUUUCCCCUGUAUCCUAUUACCCUCACUCUCCCAUUCUUGAAUACAGUGGCACUAUAAACCAAAUUUACUAUGAUGCAAUUUACUGUGAAGACAGUACGGGUCCAGAGUCAAUGAGGAAGAAGAACUAGAAAGAAGUGUGUGUGUGUGUGUGUGUGUGUGUGUGAGUUUUUCUGCAUAUAACUCAACUACCCCCACCAUUGUAUUACUGUGGGGGCCCCAGUCUGAGCUCUCUGUAUGCCAAUCUUGAGAU
Molecule: messenger RNA, 2401 nt
Organism: Heterocephalus glaber (naked mole-rat)
Lineage: Eukaryota; Metazoa; Chordata; Mammalia; Rodentia; Bathyergidae
Gene: Ubqln3
Product: ubiquilin 3
Biological process (GO): ubiquitin-dependent protein catabolic process
Cellular component (GO): cytosol
Molecular function (GO): polyubiquitin modification-dependent protein binding
Source: RefSeq, a predicted model, not a curated record